Molecule: messenger RNA, 1420 nt
Organism: Paramacrobiotus metropolitanus
Lineage: Eukaryota; Metazoa; Tardigrada; Eutardigrada; Parachela; Macrobiotidae
Exons: 2
Coding region: 122-1069 (315 amino acids)
Molecular function (GO): feruloyl esterase activity
Source: RefSeq, a predicted model, not a curated record
CAUGUACUUUCAGUAUUUGUACAGAUCUGCUUCAUUUUGACUGCAAAGUUUGUUGCUACUGAAGUCCACAUUUGUACAUGUUCGUGAUUUAUGUAAAACCGCUUUGGUUUUGCACAGCAAAAUGUGCUCAACCAUUCCGGUUUCCAUCCUAAUGCCACUCCUGAUGGGCUGGCGGUCAGCAUCAGCCGACCAACCAUCUGGUUGCGGUAACCCGCAUCCCGUCGGAUUCAACGACGACCGAACCAUCAACCAUGUAGUCUCCGGAGGUCUCGACCGUUACUACGCCAUCUAUGUUCCUCUCAACUAUAACGCCGAUACGAAUCAGCGGCGACCUUUAAUCUUCGACUUUCACGGAAGCGGUGGUUCCCCGCAAAAACAGUACGAGAACUCCAUGUACUACGACAACCCAAAGGGCAGCGAGUACAUCGCCGUGUACCCGACCGGGAUUAAGAAACACUGGCAGGGUCCGUCCUACGCCGAUCCAACGGUCAAUGAUCUGCAGUUCGUCACGGACCUCCUCGCCCACAUCGAAGCGAACUACUGCAUCGAUCCCAACCGGAUCUACGCGUCGGGCAAGAGCAACGGAGGCGGUUUCGUCGACACCCUGGCCUGCUCCGAUCACGGCGACCGGUUUGCGGCGUUCGCCAUGGCCGCAGCGGCGCUUUACACCGACAACGAACUGAACGGGUGCCCGAAGAGACGAGCGAUCCUGGAAGCCCAUGGCGAGCAGGACACUACGAUCCUGUAUCACGGGAGCGAUGCGGCCAGUGGCGGCAGCGUCCCCGAUAUCCCGACGUGGGUUCGGUGGUGGGCGGAGCGGAAUGGCUGCGAUCCGGCGGUGGAUGGAUCCGUGUCGGAGGACCUUGGCGGUUAUGAUGUGACAUCGUAUUCGUGUGGCGGUAUGGUUAAUAUUGUACAGCACUAUAAGGUCCACGAACUGGGACACUGCUGGCCCAGUAGCAAUGGAAAGAACUCCGAUAGCGAGCGAGAUGUCUGUGCUGAUCGUUCGUUGGAUUUUACGGCAGCGGUCGUGGAGUUUUUCGAAAAGUGGACAUCGAGUUAUACCUAAGAACUGCAGUACGGAAAGAUUCAACCAAAUAAUAUUCUUGUGAGAUCAGAAGUCGUCAAGCCGAUGGAGUUUUUGUUGUCACAUUCUUGUAGUGGAGUCGCGGUAAACGUUUUCAUCAUGACCAAAGAACCCGCAGUAUCGAUAUAAAAGGUUUUGCCGGUGUUAAAUGACGUUUGUUUGAAUAUGCACGACACCUUUGGAAAGAAUCAACCUGAAUGCUCGCGCUCAGACCGCUUUCGUAUUUGGUGGAGCUACGCAAAAGAUAGUUGUUCAAAUUUAAUUUCGAAACCCACUGGUCAUCAUUUUAUACAUCUCUCGCAUUAAUGAGACGCGCCACGUGUCGUACUAGUC